This is a messenger RNA of Saprolegnia parasitica CBS 223.65, 1080 nucleotides long. RefSeq lists its product as hypothetical. Bases 1 to 1080 code for a protein of 359 amino acids. The transcript is spliced from 5 exons. NCBI's taxonomy places the organism in Eukaryota, Oomycota, Saprolegniomycetes, Saprolegniales, Saprolegniaceae. The record is from RefSeq and is a predicted model, not a curated record.
AUGGACACUGCAGAGAGCGGCGACGCAACACGCCUCGCCCGCAAGCGUAUCCGCGACCGCCGCGCCAAGCAGGCUGCUCGCCAGCGCUUCCUCGACGAGUGUAGUGCGCUGCAGUCGUCGAUUGCGAGCCUCUCGGCAUCGCUCGCGGCGCGGCAAUCAGCCCGCCCCUCCUCCGCGCACCUUUUGAGCUGGCGCGAGGUUGCAUCGUCGCUUGCUAAGGCCAAGGACAAGAGCGUUGCGGCGCAGCACGAUCUUCGCCUUCGCGUGACGCAGCUAAGGCGUCUCUCACAGAGUCUCCAGACGUGGCUCUUGUCGCUGGCCGUCAUUCCCAAGCCGCCAAAUUCGCCUGCGUUUGCGUGGAAGGACGUGCACUUGUCGUCGGACGCGGCGUUGCGGUCGGUGGCGCUCGAUUGGAUCGCCAAACAAAUGCUGCACGCGACGCCGCACCAAGUGCCCGACGCCCUCUUCCCAAGCGACCUCGAGGAUGCCGUGCACGGCGCGACUCUCCUCGAGGCGGCGACGGCCGGAUGGGCGUUUAGCCAAGCGUUGCCGACAAUCAUACACGAAUCGCGCGGAGGCAUUUCGACGCUCCACCACUCUGCGACGUCGCAUGGACGCUUCUGCUACAACCGCGAAGAAUUUCCAAGCCGCGUCUCGAACGGCUUGUAUACGUGCUUUCUCGAGCCCGAUCGCGCCGUGACGCACUAUCGGACGAUUCGCUAUGAUGACGCGUCGCCCAUCGCCGCGUCCGCCGCCAUGUUGGAGGACGUUCAGGAAUGGAAUGUGAUUCGGCGCGUGUCACCGACAAAAUGCUUCAUCCGAUCCGCCCACGUGUACCAGCCGUACACCCACCACGCCUCCAUGGUUUCGUAUGCUGACGAGAUCACACCGGGCUUGGCUGAGUCGUUGGCGCCGAAACAAGGGACCGAAUUGGAAGAUGCGAUUGCGAACCGAUUUGUGGCCGAUACGUGCUCGAUGAUGGAGGGUAUGGGUGGUAUGUUUCGCAAGCUACUGCGCCAUGUCCAAGCCAACCCGGACGCGUAUCCACGGCCAUACGAAGUAGACCGCGGAGCGCUUUGA